This is a messenger RNA of Vicia faba (fava bean), 834 nucleotides long. NCBI's taxonomy places the organism in Eukaryota, Viridiplantae, Streptophyta, Magnoliopsida, Fabales, Fabaceae. The record is from the annotation of a GenBank genome assembly.
AUGUAUCAAAAUACCUUGAGAAAGAACAGAUCGGUGCUAUACUGCGGCAACAAGAGAAGAAAUCUGCUUGGAAGACUAUUCAGUUGCAGCACACACGUAAAAACUGCAGAGCUGAAGCAUGACCAAAGCUUGCAGUUUGAAAGGAUGAAAUCAGAUGUGCUAAACUUUCAAGAUCAGCUCCAUAAUAUGAGCACUGAUGCAAACUGUAGUAGUUCUUCUCUUAAAAUAGAUGGCCUACAAGAAAUAGGAAAUUAUUCCCUAGAUUUCCACAAGGAAAACGAAUUCUGGAAGUAUACCGAGUCAAUAGGCCCGAAUAAUGUGAAUCAAUAUCUAUUGAGUGAGAAAUAUCCAAGGUCACUGGCACCAGAAUAUUGGAGGCACCCAAUGAAUUCACCUCAUGGAAUUGAUGAUGUAAAGGAUAGAACUGAACACAAUGGUGACUUGGAUUUACAAAUAAGGAACUGUUAUAAACUCCGAGGUAGGAAAAAUGCUUUAGUUUCAGCUGUACACUUCAUAGGAAAAGGAGUAUCUCGGGUGCAGUCACUUGGAAAUACGACAAUUAGCAAUCUAAUGAACAAUCUGAAGAUAAAAUGUGAAGAACUAGAGUCAACCGAGGAUUCAUCUGAUGAUAUGGAGUACUAUGAGACUGAGAAUCAUAACGCUGGUGCAGAACCUCUGGAGUCUACGUGUUCCUUACAUUCUCUUAAUGAUCAUACCGUGCCCAAUAUUGCCUGCCUUCAAAUUGGCAUUAUUUUCCGUUACAUGUGGUCCCGAUUUUGCUUUAAUAUUUGUAUCAAAUCAUUAUUCAACACACUGAGUUUGAAUUUCACGUAA